GUUCCGGGGACCGGUGUCCUCAGUACCGGCUGGUGUCAGCCGAGGCUCCUCGUGAAGUCAGCCCGACCGCGGUCCCUCACCGCCGCGGCUAGAGGCGCUUUGUGUGAGCCGACCACGCUGUCGCCUCUCCACAGCCGGACAGGAAACACAGCACAGAUAGCCAGACGAGUCAUCCGGCAGCGGCACACAUUCGGGUCAGAUUUGGGGCUGAGCAGCAGAGCACAGCUGUGCGAUCGGCGUAACGCCACUGUGAGACCGGUCAUGGCAGUGAUGGCCGUCCUGUGAUGACUCGUGACUGUUUCUGCUCGUGUUCGUGACUUAUCUCGUGACUGUGUUACCCGGGACGCUAGUGCAUACGUGAUAUAUUGAUGACCCUUCAUGGUGGAAGCAGAGGGAUGGUCUCGAUGGCCGCCAUCAUCCCUCUUCUGAGCUCUGUGCUGCUCGCGGUGACCUGGGCCGGUGACCUGCCGGUGACCUCUCCCACCGGAGCGGUGCCAGCCGUGACCUCAGUCGCCCCCGUCACUGAGCCGGCUGAGGACGGGCUGGACUCAGGGAUAGACACAGAAGACACCGGUCCGGCGCUGACCGUCUCCUGUCAGGAUGAGCUGCACUGCCACUGCACACUGAGGAACGGCACCGUGGACAUCCAGUGCCGCUACGGCAACCAGGACGUGGUGUUGCGCUGGAACGUCAUCACACCCCGUCCGGAGCCGGGCACCCGGUUCGAGAUCGACCUGCAGACGCGCGGCACGGUCAGGGUGCUGCCCUCCUUCCUGGACCUGAAGCUGCAGCAGCCGGCCGACGGCAGGCCCUGCGUCAUGUUCAUCGUUAGGGAUGCUACCCUGGUGGACGCGCUCUACGCCAGCGAGAAGACCUUCCCCACCGAGUGGCACCUGGAGCGGGUGAACCUGCGCUCUCUGAACGGCGAGCAGCUCUCGCCGGCGCCACACCCGCUGCUGCUGACGGUCCGUCAGAGUCGGGUGGGUGUGCUGCGCGUGCCGCCACUGCCGGCCGGCUCGCGGCUGACGCUGGACGACUGCCAGGUCAGCGAGGUCACCGGACUUCCGCCGACGCCGGGCGACGUGCCGCCUCUGCCGCCGCCGGAAGGAGCCGCCGGCCGGCCCGAGGUGACCGUGCGGAAGUGCCGCCUGGACACGCUGCGAACAGCUGCCCUCUCCAUAGAGGAUGUGCCGGGACAGAGCCCUCCGUCGCUGCUGUUCACCGAUAACCUGAUUGGCGAGAUGGAGCGGGCCGCCGUCACCGUGCGCAGCUCCUCCUGCCAGCUGGCGUUCGCCGGCAACACCGUCGGCCUCCUCCAGCCAGAGGUGUUCUCUGUGGCCGGCGGCACCCUGCGCAUCUUCAACAACACGCUGCACGUGCCGCACGUGGCCGCCUUCCGCGGCUUCUGCGGCCAAGUCAGCUUCGCCGACAAUGACGUGCGCGUGCCGCCGACCUUCGGCGCGCUGCACUUUGACCCGUGCGCGCGCUACAGCCUGAUGGCCAACACGUUUCAAUGUCCGUGUGACGGCGUCGGCUGGCUGGCCAUGUUCGAGCGCCGGCAGCGGCCCAGUGUGCUGGAGGUGUUCUACGAGCGGCUGCUGCGCGGCUCGUUCUGCCGCACGCCGGCCGGCCCGGUGCCGAUGGCCGAGUUCGCGCAGCUCGAGGACUGCUCCGGCGCCCGGCUGAGGUCCACGCUGGUGCUGGCCACCGCCACGCUGGCAGCCGCCGUGCUGGUGCUGCUUCUGGGGCUGCUGCUGUGCUGGUGCUUCCACCGCAGACGCGGCGUCACCACCACCAAGCUGCAGCAGCCCCGCCUGCGCCGGCCCACGAACCUCUACACCAGCGGGAUCAGCUCCCCGAUCUCCAAACACUCGGCGUCGGCCGCGGGCGCCGGCCGCCCGGUCACCGCUCCCUCCAGCCCCUGCCUCUCGGGGCUCUCCGGCGUGGACGCCCACCAUCUGGGACACUACGUCACCCUGGAGGGUGAAGACGACGACGGCCUGUACGCUACAAUCGUCUACAAGAAGCGGCGUGCGCCCGACCCGCCGCCCGGCUCGACCCCGGGCCCAUGCCGCGCCGCACAGAACAAAGUCCUCAACAGGUGUGUGUCUGAGGGCGGCAUCCGGCUACCCAUCUACGGCAGUCUGCAGAGCCUGCCGCCGAGGAAGCUGUCCGGGGCGGGCGCCGAGCUGCGCGGCGCCGAGAAGCCGCCCGAGGGAAUCGCCGAGGAGGGGGAGAACCCUUACCUGGUGCCGGACGGCACGGCCAGCGACUACACGGAGGUGCCGCCGCAGCUCUACGAGGAGGUCUUACCGGUGGCCGGGCCCGCCCGCUCUGGAUGGGCCGCGCCGCACCAGGGCAAGCCCAGCAAGGACUCGGGCAUCGGGGACGACUUGUAUCUGGAGACGCUGCCUCAGGAGGCGGCGGCCAACCUCAGCGCGGACGUCUACAGCCCGCCGGUGCAGCCGAGAAGGGACUGAACAGGAGCACUCGAGCAGACAGACUGCUUUUCGGUGAUGAUGGCCAUCGAGGUCAGAGGUCAGGUCAGCCAGGGACGAGAGAUAGAGAGUUAGGCUUGUCCGGCAGUCAGUGGUGAAACUCGGCAGUGGAUGGAAGUUGAAAUGAUCCGAGCAGAAGCCACGUGGAAAAGACGAACGUUGUUUGCACAGUGCUGGACAAGACAGGGAACUAUCGCAGUGAAUACAGCUUCCAGCCUGAUAGCUCUGUUCAUAAUGGCAUGUGGCAAGCGCGGUCAGUUUUCACCCUACCAGUUUGUAGGUGUGGAAUAUACAGAAUGUAGAAUAUUACCGGCCAUAUUCCUUGCCAUAGUAGUUUUUUGUUGCCUGAUUACCGGCCACACCCAGCUUAUUUUUAUGGUUAACAGGGAAGAACGAGGAAUGGAAGCUGCAACAUUCCUGCUUGUGAUAUUAGGUAUGACAUAAGCGAUCGACUCAUUAGAUACAAAGUGUGCGAAGUGCAGGGUCACCGAUGUGACAUGCAAUGCAAAUUGACCUACUUUGUCAUGCCCCGUAGUCGAUGGCUAAGGCCUCUGCAUAUUGAUAUUACAUAAUCUGUAGAUACUCUUUGUGAAUGUGGUGUAUGCUCACAUGAUUUCAUUUAUUUCCUCUUCUCAGAUCCUCAAUCAUAGACAGACCUAUGAGCACCAAAUGGACCGUGCCUGAGGAAAUACAGUUAUGCUUGCUGUGGUGAUUUGAGGUCCUAACACUGCCAUUGAGGAUCUCGAGCAGUACUGAUUUCAGAUAUACACCGUUUUGAAUAUGAUUUGCUUAUAUGUAGGUAUAUUGUACAUAUAUAGUACGCAUCGUGCACCUUAUACAUUGUAUGACAUUAGAAAUGUCACGUCUGUGUUUUUUUUUUUUGCUAGUUAGAAACCGUCAUAAAACGUAACUCAAGUAAAUAACUAGCACCAAUGUCCGAGAAGUCAAGAAGUGAUUCCGCUGUAAGUGUAAAUAAACGUUUUGCUAUCAUC
Molecule: messenger RNA, 3490 nt
Organism: Amphibalanus amphitrite
Lineage: Eukaryota; Metazoa; Arthropoda; Thecostraca; Balanomorpha; Balanidae
Exons: 4
Coding region: 369-2480 (703 amino acids)
Source: RefSeq, a predicted model, not a curated record